AUGCCUUGGACGUAUUCCUUACAGGAACUUGUAAUAAAUGAUGUGACGGAGGUUGAUGAAAGCAAUGCCGUUUUUACACAAUUCAGAGGAAAUGGAGAAUGGAACCUUGCAACCUGGUCUCGGAAAAACUAUAUCAUGUCUUAUGAAAACAACAGUUAUUCAAAAUAUUCAGCAGUUAAUUAUAAAUUUACUAUAAAGCGAAGAUGGUUGUUUACAAUUUUAAAUUUAGUAGCGCCCGUUGUAAUCACAUCAUUACUGAAUCCUCUGUCAUUUUUGCUACCUGUUGACAGUGGAGAACGUAUAUCACUAAGCAAUACCGUAUUUCUGACAUUGGCUGUGUUUUUCACAAUUGUGAGCAACUCAUUACCUCAAACAUCUGAAGGAUCACCGAUAUUUGUCACGUAUAUUGGUCUACAAAUGUUCGGAAGUGUUCUGACAAUUGCGUUUACGAUUAUAAGUCUGGCAUGUUAUUAUAGCGACAAUGACCUUAGACAAAACAAUGCACUACUUCGUGUCCUGUUUUAUAUAUGUGGUAAAGCUAAAACCGAAAAAGGCGCUGAAUCUAAUCCUGAAAACCUGGAAAAGUAUGAUUCUGAGCAUUCACAUAGUUGGGAAAUAGGAAAAAUGUGUUCUAAAAGGAUUGAUAGAGAAUCAGCACCAUAUACAGGUGUGAACAAUGCACAAUUUAUCAAGAAUCUAUUUGAUGGAUACAGCGUAAAUGUUCUACCGGUUGUGAAUAUUGAUAGACCGGUUACAAUAAGUCAGCAUCUAUACCAUAUGUCUAUAGAUAAUAUUGACAUGAAAAGUAAGAUUGUAAGCACUCGUAUUGUAUUAGGUCUAGAAUGGAUUGACGAAUAUUUGAAGUGGAAUCCUUCGGACUUUAGAAACAUUUCAAAGUUUUCAAUGCAAGCAAGUUCAAUAUGGUUACCAGAUUUGUAUGCAGGUAAUUCAGAUAAAUUGCUAACAUUCAUCAGAGCAGAGGACAUAAAAGAAGUGUUUUUGAGCAGCAAUGGUAAAAUUGAAGCUUGGUCGUAUCUGCAAAUUGAAAUUGGAAUUUCAUUAGACAUUUACAAAUAUCCCUUCGAUACACAGAUAUGUGAUUUUGAGUUUAUUUCUUGGAUACAUAGCAAUAGCCGUAUAGACCUAUAUGACAUACAUGAAUCCGAAAAUACAGACCCGUCCAAAUUGUCCAGACAAAAUGGAGAGUGGGACAUGAUUAAAGUGGACAGGUAUAGAUUUAACAAAACCUAUGACAACUAUGUGACUAACUUUACGAUGAUACGGUAUAGAAUUACAUUACGACGUAAAUGGCAGUACACCAUUUGGAACUUAAUAGCACCAGUUGUGUUGACAUCAUUACUUAAUCCUUUGUCAUUCUUGCUUCCCGUUGAGAGCGGUGAAAGAAUAUCACUAAGCAAUACCGUAUUUCUGACAUUGGCUGUAUUCUUCUCUAUCGUAAACGAUUCUCUCCCAAAGACAUCCGAAGAAGUUCCAAUUCUUGUUGCGUAUAUUGGCCUGCAAAUGCUAGGAAGUGUGCUUACCAUUAUGUUUACAAUAUUCAGCCUGGCACUUUACCACAACAAUCGAAACAUUGAUCAAUCAAGCAUUUGGAGCCUUAUCUUCGGUAAAAGGGGUCAGAAGAAGGAUGUGAGUCAUGAAGAGGUAAACGGUGCAGCUGAUAUGGGCAAAAUAAUGGGCACUCAACAAGAAUGUGAUAACAGAGAUGCUUGGACCAAAGUGUCAAAUAUUUUCGAUAAAGCAUGCUUUUGGCUGUCAUUGGCAUGGAAUAUCAUUCUGCUGGCAAUAGUAUUUAUAGAAGUAAAUGCAGAUUGA
Molecule: messenger RNA, 1833 nt
Organism: Ruditapes philippinarum (Manila clam)
Lineage: Eukaryota; Metazoa; Mollusca; Bivalvia; Venerida; Veneridae
Product: neuronal acetylcholine receptor subunit alpha-10-like
Exons: 2
Coding region: 1-1833 (610 amino acids)
Biological process (GO): regulation of membrane potential; nervous system process; signal transduction
Cellular component (GO): neuron projection; membrane; synapse
Molecular function (GO): transmembrane signaling receptor activity; extracellular ligand-gated monoatomic ion channel activity; neurotransmitter receptor activity
Source: RefSeq, a predicted model, not a curated record